GGUAAGCGCCACAGUUUCUCAUGCCAGUCUAGCACAGCCCUAUGAGAAAGCGAGAGUGCCUGUGUAAAUUUGUGCGGCAAGGUUGCUACCCAAACCGAAGAAAGCCCGCCGGACGAUGACAAGCCAGGCUACAGCGGCUGUCAUAGUAGAGGACAUUAUCCUGUGAACUAAAGGAAUUCGCCGUAUCAUAUAGGCAUUCUGUUGUAAUCGACCUUUUAAAGAAAAGAAAAAAACAGACGGGCAAACGAAGUUGCGCGCACUGAAUGUUCAUAGAUUAAUUAUUGUGUUCGUAGCUAAUAUCAGCCCGGUGAAACCUUGCAUCGGUUUUUGGGGAUCUUUAGGCUAUGAAUGAGGCGAUUUAGGCUAUGAAUGAGGCGACAUUGGGUAUCUGAAAUUUUCUAGGGAUUGGGAGUGAAUGGACCUUGGGUAAAAUCUCUAAAUUGAUUGAGCAUCAUUGAGGAACGCCGUUGUAGACUUUACCGUAGUAGGCUACUCCGAGCAUUUCCCGUGGAUGUAAGUAGCUACAACACUCCAUCACCUAAAGGAAGAGAAGACAAUUCAUUACUGGCUGUGUGAUCAGAAUAAAAACAGCACCAGGAGCUUCCAUUGAAACCCGAAAGAAACAUGUGAAGACCGUGGUGAAGAUAAAAGCGCGAACCUAGCCUUUGAGAACACAAAGAGGAAGGUAGCCUCCCUCCCACUCCUCCUCCAUCCUCCCCCUGUUCAGUCUGCUGUUGCCUUGUUGCAGAGUCCCUAGUGGUAUGGAGGGCCGACGGUCGCGGCGAGUCACACAAUACAGCGCCAGGACUUUCCCAGCGGGCCCUACACGGGGCGCUGUGCUGGCCAUGCUGGGCUGCUGGGUGUUAGCUGUCGCUGCCACCGUGUGCCAAGGCCAGACCACCUUCACCAGCUUCCACCCAGAGCGCCGGGAGUGGGCCUUCAACCAUCUGACGGUCCACCAGACAACUGGGGCGCUCUACAUCGGAGCAGUAAACCGUGUCUACAAGCUAUCAGGCAACCUGACCCUGAUGGUGUCCCACGACACAGGCCCUGAGGACGAUAACAAGGCCUGCUACCCGCCCCUCAUCGUCCAGCCCUGCUCUGAACCCCUGACCUCCACAAACAACGUCAACAAGCUGCUCCUCAUAGACUACAGCCAGAAUCGCCUUCUGGCUUGCGGUAGCCUCUACCAGGGAGUCUGUAAACUCCUUCGUCUGGACGACUUGUUUAUCCUAGUGGAGCCGUCCCAUAAGAAAGAGCACUACCUCUCCAGUGUCAACCAGACAGGCACCAUGUACGGGGUAAUCGUGCCCUCCCAUGGCCAGGACGGGACUCUCUUCAUCGGGACGGCAGUAGACGGCAAGCAGGACUACUUCCCUACCAUCUCCAGCCGUAAGCUGCCCCGUGACCCAGAGUCCUCAGCCAUGCUUGACUACGAGCUCCACACGGACUUCGUCUCGUCUCUGAUAAAGAUCCCAUCAGACACGCUUGCGCUGGUGUCCCACUUCGACAUCUACUACGUGUAUGGCUUCGCCAGUGGUUCCUUCGUCUACUUCCUGACCGUCCAGCCUGAGACGCCGGAGAACAGCAUGUCAUCUGGCGGAUCCUCCAAUGACCUCUUCUACACCUCGCGCAUCGUACGCCUCUGCAAGGAUGACCACAAGUUCCACUCGUACGUCUCCUUACCCGUGGGCUGCGUGAGGAAUGGCGUGGAGUACCGUCUCCUGCAGGCUGCCUACCUAGCUAAGCCGGGCCGUGUGCUGGCCGCCUCGCUGAACAUCAGUGCCACGGACGAUGUGCUCUUCACCGUGUUCUCCAAGGGCCAGAAGCAGUACCACCAGCCGCCAGAUGACUCUGCGCUCUGCGUGUUCACCAUCAAGGACAUCAACGCUCGUAUCAAGGAGCGCCUGCAGUCCUGCUACCAGGGAGAGGGCAACCUGGAGCUCAACUGGCUGCUGGGAAAAGACGUGCAGUGCACAAAAGCUCCGGUGCCCAUCGAUGACUCGUUCUGUGGUCUGGACAUCAACCAGCCCCUAGGCGGCUCUCAGCUGGUGACGGGACACACCCUCUACACAGAGACUCGGGACCGCAUGACCUCCGUCACCUCCUACGUCUACAACGGAUACUGCGUGGCCUUCGUCGGCACCAAGAACGGACGCCUCAAAAAGAUCCGUGUGGACGGUCCUCCUCACGGUGGGGUGCAGUAUGAGAUGAAGCUGGUCAUCAAGGACGGCAGCCCCAUCCUCAGAGACAUGGCCUUCUCUCUGGACCACAACUACCUCUACGUCAUGUCAGAGAAACAGGUGACCCAGGUGCCUAUAGAGUCAUGUGAUCAGUACGGGACGUGUGGAGAGUGCCUGAGCUCCGGUGACCCCCACUGUGGCUGGUGUGUCCUACACAACAUGUGUUCUCAGAAGGAUCGUUGUGAGCGUGCUGAUGAGCCGUACCGUUUCGCGGCCGCUCUCUCCCAGUGUGUGAAGGCCACCGUGUACCCAGAUAGCAUCGCAGUGUCAGAUCCCAGCAUGCCGUUGCUGGUGAAGGUGUCUGAUGUCCCCGACCUCUCAGCUGGGAUCACCUGUUCCUUUGGCAACCUGACAGAGGUAGAGGGACAGGUCAGCGGUAACCAGAUCCUCUGUGUGUCCCCCGCUGCUAAGGAUGUCCCUCUCAUCCCCACCGACCAAGACUGGUCAGGUGUAGAGUUAAGGCUGAACUCUAAGGAGACUGGCCAGAUGGUCAUCAGCACAGAGGUCAAGUUCUACAACUGCAGUGUCCACCAACUGUGUCUGUCCUGCGUGAACAGUGCCUUCCGCUGCCAUUGGUGCAAGUACCGAAACCUGUGUACCCACGACCCUUCCAGCUGCUCCUUCCAAGAGGGACGUGUCAACGCCUCUGAGGACUGUCCUCAGCUGGUACGUUCGGAGGAGAUUCUGAUCCCGGCUGGGGAGGUGAAGCCCAUCACCCUGAAGGCCCGGAACCUCCCCCAGCCCCAGUCAGGCCAGCGGGGGUACGAGUGUGUCCUCCACAUCCAGGGGGUCAGCCACCGAGUCACCGCCCUGCGCUUCAACAGCUCCUCUGUACAGUGUCAGAACAGCUCGUAUCUUUAUGAAGGGAUGAAGAUCAGUGAGUUGCCAGUGGAUUUCUCAGUGGUCUGGAACGGCAACUUCAUUAUAGACAACCCAGAUAAAAUACAAGUGCACCUGUAUAAGUGUGCGGCCCAGAGGGACAGCUGUGGCAUGUGUCUGAAGGCCCAGAGGAAGUUCCAGUGUGGCUGGUGUAGUGGAGAGGGCCGCUGUACCCUGCGCCACCACUGCCCGCCCCUCAACCCCCGCUGGCUAGACCUCUCCAGCAAGAACGUCAAGUGUACCAACCCCCGCAUCACCGAGGUGACCCCAGUAGCUGGCCCUCCAGAGGGGGGUACCAGGGUGACCAUCCAUGGCAUGAACCUGGGCCUGGCGUUCAGUGAGAUGGUGGACAACGUGGAGGUGGCUGGAGUCAAGUGUUCCCCUGUGGAGGAAGGCUACAUCAUCGCAGAACAGAUAGUGUGUGAGAUGGACGCAGCACCAGCAGACAGCAAGCCUGGCCCGGUCCAGCUGUGUGUUGGGGAGUGCAGACCUGACCUCAAGACUCGCUCUGCCCAGCUCUACGCUUUUGUGAUGCCAUCAGUGCAGGGCCUGUCCCCCAGCAGAGGGCCUGAGUCUGGGGGCACCAAGGUGACCAUCACGGGGGAGAACCUGGGCGCUGGCAGCAGUGUCACCGUCCUCUUUGGAAACCAGACCUGCGAGUUCUACGGGAGGACCAUGACGGAGAUCGUGUGUUACUCGGCCCCCUCCCUGACUGGGGUGGGUUCGGUGCAGAUCAGCGUGAGCGUGGACCGGGCCCAGGUCAAGGAGAGUCUGAGUUUCGACUACAUCGAGGACCCCACCGUCCAGCGCAUCGAGCCAGAGUGGAGCAUCGCCAGCGGCCACACUCCUCUGAUGGUGACAGGAACUCAUCUGGAUGUUGUGCAGGAGCCCAGGAUGCGCGUCAAGUACGGCGGCCGCGAGUCUGUUAACGUGUGUAAGGUUCUGAACACCACCAGUAUGAAUUGCUUUGCUCCGUCCCUGGUGGCAGAGUACCGUCCAGGCCUGGACACGGUCAAACACGCUGAUGAGUUUGGGUUCAUCUUCAACAACGUCCAGACUCUGCUAGUCUAUAACAAAACCAUCUUCCUCUACUACCCCAACCCAUACUUUGAACCUCUCAGCACCAAUGGAGUCCUGGAACAGAAGCCCGGCUCGCCCAUCAUUCUCAAGGGCAGAAACCUGGUGCCUCAUGCCUCAGGGGGGGUGAAGCUCAACUACACUGUGUUGAUCGGGGAGACCCCCUGCUCUGUCACCGUGUCUGAGACCCAGCUGCUGUGUGAGCCCCCUAACCUCACGGGCCAGUACAAAGUCAUGGUGCAGGUAGGUGGUCUCCAUGUGUCUCCGGGGUCAGUAAACAUCCUGUCAGACAGCCUGCUCACCCUCCCCGCCAUCGUCAGCAUUGCCGCCGGUGGAGGCCUUCUCCUCAUCAUCGUCAUCCUCGUCCUCAUCGCGUACAAACGCAAGUCGCGGGAGAAUGACCUCACCCUGAAGCGCCUGCAAAUGCAGAUGGACAACCUGGAGUCCCGGGUCGCCCUGGAGUGCAAGGAAGCAUUUGCUGAGCUGCAGACGGACAUCAAUGAGCUGACCAGUGAUCUGGACAGAGCUGGUAUCCCUCACCUGGACUACAGGACCUACGCCAUGAGAGUCCUCUUCCCUGGCAUCGAGGACCACCCUGUUCUCAGAGAACUGGAGGUGUCGGGUAACGGUCAGCUGAGCACAGAGAAGGCUCUGAAGCUCUUCGCUCAGCUCAUCAACAACAAGGUGUUCCUGCUGACCUUCAUCAGGACUCUGGAGCUCCAGCGCUCCUUCUCCAUGCGCGACCGCGGCAACGUGGCGUCGCUCAUCAUGACGGCGCUGCAGGGCAAACUGGAGUACGCCACCGACGUGCUCAAACACCUGCUCUCUGACCUCAUCGACAAGAACCUGGAGAGCAAGAACCACCCCAAGCUGCUGCUGCGUCGAACGGAGUCCGUUGCAGAGAAGAUGCUCACCAACUGGUUCGCCUUCCUUCUUCACAGGUUCCUCAAGGAGUGUGCUGGGGAGCCUCUGUUCAUGCUAUACUGUGCCAUCAAGCAGCAGAUGGAGAAGGGUCCUAUAGACUCCAUCACAGGAGAGGCGCGCUACUCCCUCAGUGAGGACAAGCUGAUCAGACAGCAGAUUGACUACAAGACCCUGAUCCUGAACUGUGUGAACCCUGACAACGAGAACAGUCCUGAGAUCCCAGUGAAGGUGCUGAACUGUGACACCAUCACCCAGGUCAAGGAGAAGAUACUGGACGCCUGCUAUAAGAACAUGCCCUACUCACAGAGGCCCCGCGCUGUCGACAUGGACCUGGAGUGGCGUCAGGGGCGGAUGGCCCGCGUGGUCCUGCAGGACGAGGACAUCACCACCAAGAUAGAGAACGACUGGAAGAGACUCAACACACUCAUGCACUACCAGGUGUCUGACCGCUGUGUGGUGGCUCUGGUGCCCAAACAGACCUCUUCCUACAACAUCCCCCCAUCAGCCAGCAUCUCCCGGACCUCCAUCAGCAGAUAUGACUCGUCCUUCCGGUACACAGGUAGUCCAGACAGUCUGCGUUCCCGUGCCCCUAUGAUAACCCCUGACCUUGAGAGUGGGGUCAAAGUGUGGCACCUUGUCAAGAACCACGAGCAUGGAGACCAGAAGGAGGGAGACCGCGGCAGCAAGAUGGUCUCCGAGAUAUACCUGACCAGGCUGCUGGCCACCAAGGGUACACUGCAGAAGUUUGUGGACGACCUGUUUGAGACGUUGUUCAGUACCGUCCACCGGGGUAGCGCCCUGCCCCUCGCCAUCAAAUACAUGUUUGACUUCCUGGACGAGCAGGCGGACAAACACGGCAUCCACGACCAAGAUGUCCGUCACACGUGGAAGAGCAACUGCCUCCCGCUGCGGUUCUGGGUAAACGUGAUCAAGAACCCUCAGUUUGUGUUUGACAUCCACAAGAGCAGCAUCACGGACGCCUGUCUGUCUGUGGUGGCCCAGACCUUCAUGGACUCCUGCUCCACCUCAGAGCACCGCCUGGGCAAGGACUCGCCCUCCAACAAGCUGCUGUACGCUAAAGACAUCCCCAACUACAAGAGCUGGGUGGAGAGGUACUACGCGGACAUUAACCGUCUGCCGGCCAUCAGUGACCAGGACAUGAAUGCCUACCUGGCAGAGCAGGCCAGGCUCCACUCCACAGAGUUUAACAUGCUCAGUGCUCUCAACGAGAUCUACUCCUAUGUCUCCAAAUACAGCGAGGAGAUCACCAUGGCCCUGGAGCAGGACGAGCAGGCUAAGAAACAGCGUCUGGCCUACAAGGUGGAGCAGCUCAUCUCAGCCAUGUCCCUGGAGAGCUGAAACAGACCACGGGAUUGGACGACUGGACCGGCCCGGGAUAUCCAUCAGCCACAGCCACCCAACCAACAGUCCCGAUACUCA
Molecule: messenger RNA, 6563 nt
Organism: Oncorhynchus tshawytscha (Chinook salmon)
Lineage: Eukaryota; Metazoa; Chordata; Actinopteri; Salmoniformes; Salmonidae
Product: plexin-A2-like
Exons: 32
Coding region: 762-6482 (1906 amino acids)
Biological process (GO): semaphorin-plexin signaling pathway involved in axon guidance; negative regulation of cell adhesion; regulation of GTPase activity
Cellular component (GO): semaphorin receptor complex
Molecular function (GO): semaphorin receptor activity; protein binding
Source: RefSeq, a predicted model, not a curated record